AUGCAGACUCGCCUGUUGUUCGUCCUCCUCGCGCUCUUCUGCGCGCUCCUCAUUGACGUCGCCGGCGCUACCCCCGUGCGCGUCGUCAAUGAACGCCAGGCCGCGAAACGCUCCCUCAAGCAGUUCGAGAUGAAGCGUCGCGACGGCUCGACCCCGGCCAGGUUCGCGAAGCGUGGCGAGCCCUCCGGCGUGUGGAAGCGUGGCGAGCCGUCGCAGGUUGCGAAGCGUGGAGAGCCCUCUGCGGUGUGGAAGCGGGGUGAACCCUCUGCUGUUUGGAAGCGCGGAGAGCCCUCUGCUGCUUGGAAGCGUAGCCCGUCGUUCGCUGCUCCUACCCCGGCGUAA
Molecule: messenger RNA, 342 nt
Organism: Fomitopsis serialis
Lineage: Eukaryota; Fungi; Basidiomycota; Agaricomycetes; Polyporales; Fomitopsidaceae
Exons: 2
Coding region: 1-342 (113 amino acids)
Source: RefSeq, a predicted model, not a curated record